CUUACAGGCGGCACCAAGACAGGGCAUCAGCAGGCAGCCGGAGAUCAUCGGCUGGCCCUGCUCACCCCUCGCCAGUCAUCACUUACUCAUUGACUUCCUGACUGAGUGACUCACUCACUCACUGAUUCCCUUUUUCUUCCUUCCGGCACAACCGGUUUUAUUCUCUGGCCUUUUUGGACGGACAGACAGACAGACGGCCGCUCGUCCUUCAAUCGAAAUCGAUGGAGGCCUGACAGCCGGCUUCACCAGCUUGUUCAUCAUCGUGAUCUUCUCGGAGGGUGGGUCAGCUGGCGCCGUCACGGGGGCCACCCAUCGUCGUGAGCAGGUACGGACGACACGUACACACAGGAAGCAUCAGGAAGCAUCGCCAUGAUGGGAACGGCGUGCUGGUGUUCAUUUCAGGUGCAGGCAGGGCAGGCAGGGCGGCCAUUCGCUAUAUAGUCUGUGGUGUCUAUGUCCCACCAUGGGUCAUGCAGCCACAAUCUACUACCUGAGCCAGACCUGCCCCUCAUAGCCACCUCCUCCCGCCCCCCACACCCGCCCCCCUUCGUCACCAAGCGCUCACGCAACGCCGGCCGGCCAGGCUACAUCGCUCUCUGCUCGCCCAAUGGGCUCAACAGCUGGCAGGACUGGCGCACCAAGCACGAGGAGCAGGGCAAGAGCGACAUCGCCAAUGACAACUUCUGCUUCCGCAAGGCGCAGCCCAACAGCGACUACUAUAGUGAAGAGGAAGGGUGCUGGAUCUUCCAGACCCGCCGAUCCAACCAGACGUGCAGCCUGCGGUGCCGCGUCCGCCUCCACGCCAAUUUUCCCUUCUUGGUGUGGACGUGCGGCGAGUGCCAUCUGUGCCGCGAGGGCGGGGGGAAGCGCCUCUCGUGCAACAGACGGAGGCUCUUCGGCAACGCGCUGAUUGACGACAACGGGGCCGCGAGGGCGCAGCGGAUUGUGUGUCUGUGUGGGCGGAUCUAUGACGGCAGCAAGUUCUACAAGGAGCACAUGAGCCUGUGGCACGACCCUGGGAUGAUCGCCACCAAGGGACCAGACCACAUGCUUGCCAGACUCGGUGAGUAAGACGGGCGGCACACAGGCACACAGACACACACAUACGCAGGGAGGGAGGGAGUAUUACCCUGAGCGUGUGUAUGUGCCGUAUUUGUGUUUGAUCACCGACAGAUAUCCUAAAGACCUAUGACAGCACCAAGGGCAGCGGCAAGAAGUACCUGGAGCUAUUCGAGAUCAAAGACGUCAGGCACCCUGGUCCGACACACAGUUCUCUGUGCUCUGCGGCAUCCAUCCAUCUUGCUUGCCUACAUGGUGCGUUGUGUUUUUGUGUAUCAGACUACAACACCACAUUGGACCCGAGCCACAUCAUUGGCUUUUUCGAGGACCCGGGACUCAUUCCCGAUGUGCGCCGGAAACACACACAGCACACCACACUCAGCACAGCUCAGCACAGCAGAGAGACGCUCUCACGCACUCUGUCUUCUUCUUUCCCCUUCGGUCACAGAUGCAGACGUCGUUGAUGUCGACGAUGCACCCCCUGCAACGGUCAGAGGCCUUCAACGCCUUCCUCGCACAGUACAACAGCAACAACCAACCACCAUCACGACAAGCCGCUGCCGCACGCGUCAGCAGUGGUGUCAGGGGGCCACCACAGACGGGCUACGCCUCCUCUCAGCCACCAUGCCCCCACUCCCACUCGCACCAGCACUGGUCGCAGCCCCCCUUCGCCCCUCUGCCCGCGCUGGCGCCCUCGACGCCAGACGGCCUUCACGGCAAGGACAUGAGCGAGCAGGGUGGCUCUGAGUGGUCCAGUGCGGCCGGGGGGGAGGGGGGCCGGGAAGGCGACCAGCAUGGAGGGGGGGGCGAUCAGAGCCCACUUCUUAAUGGUGGAGCGCUGCCUCACAGCCCUCGGGGCAGGGGCGUCAAGACGGAGCCUGGCGAGGCACACGCCACUGCUGCCGACGGCACCAAGGUCAGAUCAGAGAUCAGAGAUAAGAGACAACACGGCACCCAGCACCUAGCACCUAUCAUCCACUGGCUGUCUGUCUGUCUGUCUGUCUGUCUGUCUGCCCUUGUAGCAGAUGGACCAGUCGUCUCCGCCGACAUCGACGGUGUCGUCAGCCUUCACCCCGCCCCUCCACACGCAGCCCUACCCCUCCCACUACUCAAUGCGAUAUGCAUACCCCCACAACAGCCGGGUGUCCCGCCCAGGCAGCGACAGCAGCACCGUCCUCGGAUGUCCAGACAGCGAUAUGCUCGAGCCAAUGGCCAUCAUCGGCGGCGACUCGCAGACGGACUUCUUCGGCGGCGCGCGCGUCAAGGAGGAGCUGAUGGACGGCAGCGACGAUCAUGUGGUGGGCCUGGGCGGCCUUGGCGGCCGUGGGUUUGGAGGGAUGAGUCCGAUGGGCGAUGGGCUUCUUGACCCGGUGUGUGCCACGAGAAGAUGCUCACCCAGGGUAAGUAAGGAUUGGGAUGGUGGGAUUGAAGGAGGCAGCAAGCAGAGGUCCAUUGUGUGUGUAUGUGUGUAUGUGUGUGGUGUGUGUCAGUCGAGUUUUGCAGCCAUCAGCAGCAGCAGGAGCUGCACGACGUCGCCCGGUCCAGGGCCGGCCCUCACUUUGGUGCGGAUGCGCAAGGCCAACGGAGGCAAGACGCUCUCCCGUUACGUCCCCAAUACGACCACCAUCGGCGACCUUACAGACGACUACAACCCAUUCAGGCCACACGCCUGCAUUGUCAGGCCCUGCUUCGACACAACAGCCACAGCCACAGCCACAGCCACAGCCACAACCGCUACCACCAAAACCACCGCCAGCAACACAGCCAGCAGCAGCUCCGGCAGUGGGGGCGAAAGCGGUGAGGGCGGCGAGAGCAGCAGUGGCAGUGGCAGUGGCGGGGAGCAGGGCGUGCCGGGCCCCGCCUUCGCGUCCAACCCGAACAGGACGCUGCCGUGCCCCAUCGACCGCACCACCACUCUCCACCAGAUGUGUCGGCAUUACAGCCAGCCCGUGGAGGGACCCCUGACGCUCAUAUUCGACGAGGACGACACCGAGGGCUGGUGGCAUGGGGGCGAUAGGGGCGGCUUCCUGGGUGUGGGCGUGGGUGUGGGUGGCAUGGGAGGGCUGUAUGACCACCACGGUCUGCCGUCGCUGCACGGCGGGCUGGGUGGCCACCAUGACCUCAGUCAUCAUCCGUUUGGGGCGCUGCCGACCACCCCCAACUCUGAUCGGGGGCUCUUCGGCUGAUGACAUCGACUUGGGGUCGUUGCUCGUUUGUCGGUUUGUGUCUUGUGCGUGUGUGUCGUGUGCAUUUCACCUGGAUGUUAUGAUGUUGUGGAAGGAACUACUUGGAGUAAGGAACGAAGCGAGAGAGACCCUUGUACGUACUUGUGUGGUGCUCAUCCUUCCUCCCUUGGUGCUUUUCACAUGUCUGUGUGUGUGUGUCGUGUCAGUCAACAGUAGUAGAAUGAUGGAAUGUAUUGUGUGAUGUAUGUAUGUGUGUGUGGUGUGUGCGAGGGGGGGAGAGGGAGGGUGUCGUGUCGAUGUUUGAACAAACAUUGAUGGAUGGAUAAAUGGAUGGAUGGGUGUCGGUGUGUUUUGUCUCAUGUCCGUGUUGUGUUGGUGUGCCGGUGUGUGUGACCGGAGAGAAGACGAGACGAAUCAGACGGACGUGCCGGGCGGGCAGGGCAGCGCAGGGCAGGGCAGGGCAGGCUGGCAGCUGCUUGUUGACCUGAUCGAUCCAAAUAUCCCCUCCUUCUUUUUUUCUGCCGCAGCCCGCCCCGCCAAGCCCCGCCCCGUCCUGUCGCGUCCCGUCCUCUCUCCUGUCCCCCCUGGCUCUCGCAUCGGUUGCAUGAUAUGACAUUGACCAUGGAUGGAUGGACGGACGGAUGCACAGACGGGCACAAAAUCAGACAAACAGACAGUGACCCCGCCCCUUCCCUCUCCCCUCCCCCACUUUUUCUGCCUGCCUGCCUGCCUGUCCGCCUUGUCGUUGUGGUUGUGCUUGUUGUUUGAAAGCUUCACGGUUGGCCACGGGUGCAUGCAUGUGUGCAUGGGGUACUUACAUGGGUGGGGUGGUUUAGUUGCCGACACAUACUAACAUAUCUUAACACACACACGGAUGGAUCUUGAUAGGGGGCUGGGCGGGGCGGGGCGGGGCGGCGGGGAGUGGAGGGUGGCUUUUGAUUGAUUGAGUGAGUGAGUGCGUGAGUGAGCGAUAGAGUGAGGGAGGUUGAAGCGGGCAGGUCAGCGUGCAACCGCAUGAAUGCCCGAAUGCAUAAAUGUCCGCCACCCACCCAUUCGUACGCGCCUGCGUGUCCGUGCGAGCGUCCGUGUGGCGGGCGAGGAAGGUGCCUUUGCUGCCUGCCUGCCAGGUGUUGUGUUGGGAGGGACCGGAGAGUUGGUUGGUUGGGUGGGUGGGUGUAUCGUACCUGUCUGGUCGGCUGGCUGAUCAGACGCCGCUCGCAGGUGAGGAUAAUAUCAAUCAAUCGAGACACUGCUGAGGCGCAGCAUACCAUACCUGAUGGUGGUUUUACCGUCGGCCCUGUCGUCAGCUCAGCCCUCUCGUGCUGUGGUCUGUCUACGUAUGUGUCGGUUCCCCCUCCCUCCCCCUCUGCGGCGCCAAAGCGCGCCGGCCGACACAGACAGACAGACAGACAGAGACACCCAGACAGUGAACGAGACAGACAGACAGACAGUGGCCACACGUGCAAGGCGCCUCGGUGGGUGGGGUGGGUGGUGGGUUGUUUUGGAUGAUGGAAGUUUGUGUGGUGGUUGCCUUCUUUCUUGUGUGUGCAUUUGGCGUUUUCGGCGAGCCUCUUAAGCUUGGACGCUCGUUGGUCGACCCUUGGUUGUAGCUUUUCUUACAUGGAAUCUAGAACAUUAGAUAGACAUAGAUAACUGUAUGUAUGUAUGUGGAUGGAUGGAACCGGCAUUUUUUCGCUUUUUCUCUCCUCUGUCUGUCUGCGUGUCUGUCUGUCUGCGUUUUUCCCUCAGAUAGAUGGGUUGAUGGGAUGGAUGUGUGUAUACAACACAGGACAUACAGCCAUGUGCAUAUAGACAGCUACACUACAGAUGGGCGGGGCGGGCAUGUGGGUGGUUGUUGCGGGCGCCAAAGGCGAGCUUCGAUGGAUGGAUGGACGGACGGAUAGGUGGGUGGAUGGGUGGGUGGAUGAGUUCGUACCAAUGAUCGGUGCCUGCCUGCCUGCAUGGCAUGGGUGUGGAGAGAAGUGCAUCAUGCGCUGCGUACGUACAUGGCAUGCGUACAUACAUACAUACAUACGGAUGCCCACACGUACAUACGUACGUACAUACGCAGACUCACUAGUAGCGACUGACUGACUGACUGACCGACUGACUGCACCGCUUCUCUCCCCCACUCUCCUCUCCUUGCACUCGCUCCCUCCCUCCCUGCCUGCCUGCCUGUCUGUCUGCCUUACCGCACGUGACGUGACACGAAGACGCUGGACGUACGUGUGUGUGUGUGUAUACGUACGUGCGUAUCGACAUGACAUAUGUCAGUCAACCAUGACAGUCUUUCGCU
Vitrella brassicaformis is the source of this 5541-nucleotide messenger RNA. NCBI's taxonomy places the organism in Eukaryota, Vitrellaceae. The record is from the annotation of a GenBank genome assembly.